Messenger RNA from Vicia villosa (hairy vetch), 555 nucleotides. RefSeq lists its product as uncharacterized. The record is from RefSeq and is a predicted model, not a curated record. NCBI's taxonomy places the organism in Eukaryota, Viridiplantae, Streptophyta, Magnoliopsida, Fabales, Fabaceae. The transcript has a single exon. The coding region runs from base 1 to 555 and encodes 184 amino acids.
AUGUCCCCUGCUAUCAACCACUUUCAAGAUAAUGUUCAUGAGAAGAAUGACGAUGUUCAGAUAACAGAUGAAGUUGCUGAUGCUACUCAGGAUGUCACGGACAACAAUGAGAAUAAUCCUAAUGAUGAUUCAGGUAAUAAUGUUGUGGAUCUUGAUGAUAUAUCUGAUAAUGAACUGGUUGCCAAUGUAAAUCCCAACAUAGCAAAAAGGCUUAUGACUAGGAAAGGUAGGAAAAUAGCUGAUCAGAAUCCUCCCAAGAGAAGAGUUCCAAAGACUACUUCAACUGGACCCCUCAGGAGUAAAGCUGGCUCCAAAGAUAAUUCCACUGGUCCUAGUAAAAGUAAGGAUAUACCCAAGAGCACCCCAGUUGGUCCUACCAAGACCUGGAGCAAAGUUUCUCUCAAGAAGAGGAAGGAUAGUAUCAUUGAAAAUUCAGAUUCUGAUGUUGAAAUGGAUAUUCAAGACAUUCCACUAGAGAAAGAAGCCAGUCAAGAUGAUGACACUGAUGAAGUUGCUGCAGAUGGUGAACUCAGUAGCUCUAAGUCUGAAGACUGA